AAACAAAAGUGUGCAAACUAAAAAAGGCUAUGUGUGCAUAGUGAAUGCCCGUGAGUAAAAAUUAUAAAAAAAAAGAAGAUGUGUGGAGAUAUAUGAAUUUGUUGGGCUAAACUCGUUAAAAGCAGCACACAUGCAUUUAUAGGUAUUUUUUCGGAAAUCCGAUUGAGUUCCAUCGAAAUGCAAAAGCAAGUAAGCAAAUAAAAAAAAGAAGGCAUUUAAGCACAUACAACAAAAACUGCUAAAAUAUCAAACAGCUGACACUUUACAUACUUACUUACUUAAAUACAAACGUGCUGGAAAAUCCCGCACUAAUGACCACGCGGUCAACUAUGGACUGCAAAUUCGUGUAUUUUGUUAUGAUGUGCAUGUGUGUAUAGGAAAAAAAUAAUAGCAAAUUACACUCAAACAUGCACACUCUCACUAUACAUACCAAAGAGUAUGUAUGUCUGCUGUAUAUUUGAAUGUCCACCGCUGACAGCAAAUAAUUGAAAAUAAUUGAAAAGCAAAAAAAAAUAUAUAUACUUCGGCUUGCUGUAGGUAAAUGAGCAACACGCUCAUUUGUCCCUUCGUUUCGUUUUAUACGCGCGUAGUAAUAGUGUGUGUGUGUGCGUGUGUCUGUUUCCUACGGCUGCUCCACAUUAAAAUAAUAGCAUUGUUGCUGCCCAUGUAUACCUUUUGAGUGGGUGUUGUCAUAUUUUACUUACAUACACAUAAAUUUAUCCGCAUGAUUUAUUGCCGGAAAGUUUUCGCCGUUCGCUCGCCUCGCUUGAAUGUGCUUUAAAGUGCAUCGUCGACUGUGUCGUUCUCGCAAUUGCAUUGGCAUUUGCUUGUACCGCGUUCAGCGACAGCAUCGUUAACAACUACCGCAUCAACUGAUAGUGUUCGUACAUAUACAUAUAUAUAUAUAGAGCGCAAUGCCACCAAAACGUAGACGAAGGUUUCAAGGAUUAUACUAUCACUCAUCGCCGCCGAAAGUUCUACCAAUGAAUGGACAAGCUUCAAAUCAAGGACGAAAGCGUCGAGACGGAGAUGAUUUUUCAGUCAAACUAUCAACUAUAAGAAUAUGGAUGCACGAAAAGGAUAUUGGAAAGUUGACGCGCAUCUUGUGGGCGGGGCAAGGCAGUCGACUGUGUCAACAGGCGAGCACAAAUCCGCGUGUAAAACGAUUUCUGGCAGCGGUGCCGUAUGUGAUGAAUUCCAUCAAAGAUGUGCAUCAGGCUGUUAUCGACAAUAAUCUGGAAACGUUACAAGCGAAAAUGGAGCCACCAGUGCCGCCCGCUCUCAUCACAUGUCGCGAUGCGAAUGGCCUCAAUCUCAUACACAAGGCAGCGGGGCUUGGUCAUACAAAGAUACUCGAGUAUCUGAUUGGCAUCUGGCCGGAUGGCGUUGCUGAGACGGAUAUAACUGGCAAAACGCCAUUACAUUGGGCGGCUAGUCAUAAGAAUAAUAUGCGCUGUUAUACGCUGCUCACGCAAACCGGCUGCGAUGAGGAGGCCAUGGAUUAUAAAAUGAAAUCGCCUACUUACUAUCGUCACAAGCCUAACGAUAUUGAACGUGCGUUUUUGGUUUAUGUGCCGGAGGCGCCACGCGUUUCACCAGAUGUCGCCACCGAUUGGGAGGCGUUGAGUGAGGAUGUCGGCGAUGGUGGCAAGAAACUUGAUAUUAAAAUACCAGAUACUAACGGUAUUCAUGGUCACAUCAUUGACGAAAGUAUUGAAAAUAUAUCCGAAGUUGAUUUAAACGAUGGCAUAAGCGCCACAGAAGAAGAACAGCCCGCAACGCCAAUAACCAAUGGCACCGCCAGUGACUCAAUACCGCAGACACCAGUGAAAGACGAUGAUAACGAUGAACCGGCUGAUGAAGAAGAUGGUGAAGGUGCGAUACCCGUAAAUGAAAAUGCUGAAACGGAGGCAAUCAAUGGCAAUGCCAACGGCGAAACCGAGGAGGUUGAAGCGGAAGCUGAGGACGAGACUGCGUCUGAGGCUGCCGAAGAGGCUGCUGAGCCUGAGGUAGAGGCCAUUGAAGGCGAGCCCAACAACGAGCAGGCGACCGAGUUGGUAGCUGAAAAUGAAAAUACAAUUGAAUAUGAAUCGGAGCCUGAAAAAGCAUUAGAUUCUGACGCUGAAAACGACGUGUAUGUGGUUACAGGUCCGCAAACAGCUGAUAAACUUGAUGAGAAUUACAACGAAGAUAAAUACGACAAUGUUGAUGGUAGUUCGCCUACCUCAUCGCUGGCUAUUGAAGGCUUUGUGGCUGGCGCAUCGGAGGAUAAUAGAGUUCAGUCGCAAUCUGCUGCUUAUGUACAUGAAGUAUUAACGCUAAGCAUACAAGAGUCCGACAUAACGAAAGUUAUUAAUUCUGGCGAUAUGGAGCAGUUAGCGCAAAUUGUUCUCAAUGGUGAUGGUAAUAAAUUGGUGAAUAUGCAAUCACAAAAUCCGGAUAUACAGGCAUUUCUCAGUAAUGUGCCCAGCUAUAUGAGUAAAAUACGUCGAGUUCACGAGGCGGCACGCGAAGGUAGCUUACUUGCUCUGCAACAGGCUUUAGAUAGACGAAAGUUUGCGAUAGCCAAAGAUGAGAUUUCACCCAACGGUGCCACACCUCUGCAUGUAGCUGUGCUUUUUGGAAACACAGAUAUUGUUCGAUAUUUGGCAGCACGUUUUCCAGAAACCACUACAAUCGCCGACACCGAUGGACGAACAGCGCUACACUAUGCCGCUGUUAUAAAUGAUAAUGGUCACUUCUAUAACGUACUCACGCAGCUGGGUGCCAAUAGCAAAGCAGCGGAUAAGCUCGGUCAUACGCCAGAAUUCUAUCAGCAUAAUGAAGAAGCAAAAGAAAUACUCAACUAUAGACAACUACUAAGUAAUUUUGGUGCCGAAGAAUUGGAAGAUGAACUGCUAAACGAUCAAGUACCAGAUGAUCUACACAGCUCACGUCGCCGUUUGCAAGAUGUCGAUAUCAAUCGUACGCUCGAUCGCUGCUACAGUGUGAUCGAGGAGUCCAGCAAGAUACUAAGUGGCAGUGCUGCAUCGGCGCUGGCGCAUCGUAAACCUUUAAGCGCCUCCACCAUGCAACUUUCCGUCACAAGCUAUUUGAGUCGCUUCAUGAAGAGAAGCGUCUUCGAGAAAAUUCGCCUACGACAAACACGACUCGAUCACAAUCUUUUUGAUGUUAUUUGGCCAGCAAUGCGUAAGACCUCGAUACUUCGUCGCCUUGAAGAGGACAUAAAUUGUGGCAUCAUUGCGCCAGACUUCGAUGUGUUUGUCGUGUUUCAGGAAUUUCUUGUGCCACUCAUCAAGGAUAUGCAUUGCAUGAGCGUCAAUGAAGAUUUUAAACCACAUCCGCGUAUCGCCUUCUUUCCCAUGGAGAAUGGCGUGCGGCUAAAUACUGCCGCAUUUAUUUUCGAUGAUGAGCCAAAUUUGAUACAACGCUGCAGCGUAGAGUGUUCGCGUAACUUGGAACAAUUUGAAUUGCCGUUAAACUUGACCAUAGGGCAGGUGGAGCAAGCCGAACGCAUGGUUAUGGGUAAAAUAUUUACUAAUCAAUUCGUUGAUGCGAUCGGCGAAACGGAGUCGGGCAGCUACUAUACGUUGACUGAAAUACUCGAGGAGAACUCCGAAAUACGUGCAACACUAAGCAAAUUGGGGCUCAUGAUACCGCUACCCGAUACGAAAGAUACCGUACAGGCCGCAGAGUCAGUGGCUUUCAAUGGCAGCCUCUGGCCAUACGGACGUGGCGUUUAUGUUAAUUCAGCAAACAAUUUAGCACUAUGGCUGAACUGUCAGGAGCACUUGCGCGUUAUUGCAACUUCGAGUGAGGCGAAUGCUGCCAAUAUGGGCGCCGCUUACACACGUGUCGGACGCGUAAUACGCUUUCUAGAGCGUGAGCUGCACUUUAAAGAGAGCUACUUUUUGGGUUAUCUACAGGCGCGUCCAUCUUAUCUGGGCACAGGUUUGAAAUUUAUAACAACAAUUAAGUUGCCGAAUCUCAUGAAAGAGGUGGACAACUUGCGGCAUCUCUGUUCGGUGCGCGGACUCAACUUGAUUACGAAUUUUGUGGCAAAAUCGGAAGUACAAUUGGUGAAUAUGCAAAGUUUGGGCGUAAUUGAGUAUGUGCUCUUUCAAGACUAUUGCACGGCUGUGACUAAUAUUGUGUCGCUGGAGAAGGAUAUGUCGUUGACGAAUUCGAAGCACAUCGCCUCAAUGCUGGUGAAAAUAUUCCGUCGCAAGAAGAAUAGUUUAAUGGAGCGCAAUUAGUGACACUGCGCUGAAGGAGUGGGCAAAAUAGAAGGGAAUCGAAGAAUAUAAUUUAGAGGCCUGGAGACGUGCCUAAUUAAAAUUUAGCUAUAAGUGUUCAAUAUAUAAACGCCAAAUUUACAGUUGUCAUAGCAAAUGAAAUUUCGUCAAAUUAGUAUAUCAAAUCAUUCAUCUAUGAAAAUGUAAGAAAUUUGAAGCCGAAACCAACAUUACGUUAGCAAAGCGUUUACACAAUAAUACCAUUAACAGCUACGAAAAGAAUAAAACACGAAAUUAUGCAAGUAAAAAAUUCAUGAAAAUUUAGUUUAUUACA
Messenger RNA from Rhagoletis zephyria (snowberry fruit fly), 4569 nucleotides. Its product is annotated as myb-like protein X. The record is from RefSeq and is a predicted model, not a curated record. Lineage: Eukaryota; Metazoa; Arthropoda; Insecta; Diptera; Tephritidae. Gene Ontology annotation, molecular function: protein binding; kinase activity.